CGGGGUUUCACUAUGUUGGCCAGGCUGGUCUUGAACUCCUGACCUCAAGUGGUCUGCCCGCCUCGGCCUCCCAAAGUGCUGGGAUUGCAGGCGUGAGAUAGUGCACCCGGCCAAUUUUCCUUUUCUUACAAGAACACUGGUCACACUGCAUUCAGAGCCAACCCUAACCCAGUAUCGCCUCAUCCUGAUUUGAUUCUAUGAGCACAGACCUUGCUUCCGAGCGAGGCCACUUUCUCAGGUACUGGUGGACAUGAGUCUUCGGAGACACUGCUCAACUCACAGCACUCCCCCAGCUUGAUUUCUGUGACUUGUUUUCCCCAGAGGAGGGGUGCCCUGAGAGGUCUCCACUCCCUGACCGGCUCCUUGGUGCCAAGCACUCUGCGAGGCUUCCCAGGGAACAGAGCACACAGGACCGCCCUCCUGGGGAGACCAACCAGCAUCAGAGCUCACAAUUUCCCAGCAGGGUAGUGGGGUGGAGAGAGAAGCCUGGGCUGGGCUGGGCUAGGGAAGCUUCUCUGGGGAGGGGACGUCAGAGCAGGGUCUGGGGCCGACAAAAGCCCGCCCCUGGCUGGGGGCUGAGGGGGCAGGGGGCUGAGCCUGACACAUGGGGAUAGAGGACAGGCUGUGGGAGGGUGUGAACAGGAGAGUGCUUGAAGGGGUGCUGGGGACUUUGAGAGAGGGCUGCUGGCCCUGUCUGGUGGGGGAUGCUGGCCCAGAGACAGGCCAUGGCCGGGGUGGGGGUUCAGAAACAGGGUCACUGUCUCCCAGGCCAGGGCCCUCCCCAGCUACUCCUGGCUUUCCGGCUCUUGGGGUCGGGGGCGGGUCUGUGCCAUGACCCCGCCACUGAGGCUGUGGGUACCCAGGGGCACCAAGGCACACCCCUACUCUCGCACCCAUGUGUGGGCCCGAGCACCUGCCCUGCUGCCCCAAGGAUCUAGUGAUGUUUCCCAGGCAACUGUCUCACACAGCCUGUCUGCCUGGCACUCCUGUAUCCCUUAAAUGCCGCCACAUCUGGCUACAGGCGGGCGUGCCUGCCUGGCAUCCAUGGGCCAGCAGGUGUGGCGGAGCACAGCCCACUUCCUGGCUGCGUCGGAAGGCUGCCCGGGCCUUUUGGCUGUCGUUGCCAGCAGGCGAGCAUUGCCAGGGCACUGUGCUUGGGCGCUGGGCCGUUUUGCCACGUGGGAAGGGGUGGAGACAGCCCAGUGCCUUCAGCAUGUACCCAGGGUGCCUGUUGGCCACAAGUCUCAGUGGGAAACUGGGAGGGUGCACUGCCAUCGGGCUGCUUAGGCCUGCCAGCCUCCGGGCCUGUCACUGCUGUCUUAGCCUGAUUUGCAGGGUGUCAGCGCUGGGCAGAGACGAUCAUCCGGGUGACUCUGAGGAUGCCAGUGGCUGGGAUACUUGCUCCUUCGUGGCGGAAGGAGUUGGAGAGGGCUGGCUCCCUAACCUGAGACCAGCAGACCUCACCCAGCUUCUGAAACCAGCUCAGUGGGCUGGGGCCUGAUUCAUCAUCCAUAAAUGCGUCCUUUUGUGCCACAGAGGGUAAGGGGCCUCCUCGUCCACCGGUCUGCAGCUGUGGCUGUACGAGAUGGGCGGCUCCGCACUUGAGCACCUUCUGCUCUGCCUGGGGUGCAAGCAAACUCCCACAGCCGAAACAUUCUUUUGUAAACAUGAAUUUCGGCUUAGCAAAAACUCAUUUCCACACUGCACGUGUCAGUUCCAACCAGAAAUUAUUUUCCAAUAAAGCAAAACUCCCUGUCACCACAGCAGCAGCUCAACUUUUCACCAGGCUCAGCUUUGAAACUUCCACCAGCACCAGCACCAGCACCAGCACCACUGUGUCUGCUGAUAACCUGGGGACAGGCGGGACGAGGCCUUCUGGCGGCCGCCCCUGGUUUCUCCUGGGGGGUGAUGAGCGGGAGCGGCUCUGGGCCGAGCUGCUGCGCACGGUGAGCCCAGAGCUCACCCUGGACCACGAGGUGCCUCCACUGCCCGCCUUGCCUGGACAGGAGCCCAGGUGCGGCCCGGAGCCCACUGAAGUCUUCGCUGUCGGACCCAAGACCUUUUCCUGGACACCGUUUCCGCCAGACCUGUGGAGCCCGGGCCGCUCCUACCGGCUGCUUCGCAGGGCAGGAGGGCACCUGGAGUCCCCCGCCAGGUCCCUGCCCCAGCGCCCGGCACCUGAUCCCUGCAGGGCCCCCAGGGUGGAGCAGCAGCCGUCCGUGGAGGGUACCGCCUUGCGCAGCUGCCCCAUGUGCCAGAAGGAGUUCGGCCCCAGGUGAGUGGGCCACCCCUGUGCCCCGCCCGGUUAUCCAUCCGUGUUUGGAAACCACAGCCGUUUAGAAGGUCAAGAGGUGGCCGAGCUCAGCGCUGGCUUUUA
Messenger RNA from Piliocolobus tephrosceles (Ugandan red Colobus), 2377 nucleotides. It is a transcript of the gene FAAP20, whose product is annotated as FA core complex associated protein 20. The coding region runs from base 1668 to 2279 and encodes 203 amino acids. The transcript is spliced from 3 exons. NCBI's taxonomy places the organism in Eukaryota, Metazoa, Chordata, Mammalia, Primates, Cercopithecidae. Gene Ontology annotation, cellular component: Fanconi anaemia nuclear complex. Gene Ontology annotation, molecular function: K63-linked polyubiquitin modification-dependent protein binding; ubiquitin binding. Gene Ontology annotation, biological process: DNA damage response. The record is from RefSeq and is a predicted model, not a curated record.